This is a messenger RNA of Impatiens glandulifera, 1634 nucleotides long. RefSeq names its product purple acid phosphatase 22-like. NCBI's taxonomy places the organism in Eukaryota, Viridiplantae, Streptophyta, Magnoliopsida, Ericales, Balsaminaceae. The record is from RefSeq and is a predicted model, not a curated record. The coding region runs from base 63 to 1382 and encodes 439 amino acids. Gene Ontology annotation, molecular function: metal ion binding; acid phosphatase activity. The transcript is spliced from 5 exons.
UACCAGUACAAUUCCCAUCUAUUAACUUCCAAGCAAAACAAGAAGAAAUUAAGAAUCAAUCAAUGGAUCGAAACCAAACCACUUUCUCUCUCUUACUCUUCCUCUUUCUCUCUCAUCCCCUCCUCUUCCACGCCACCAAUUCGCCGCAUUUCGUCCGGCAACCGCCUCGCCCCGUCGUCUUCACCGACCACCACCGUUCCAACUCCGACCCACAACAGGUUCAUAUAUCAUUGGCGGGUAAAAACUUCAUUAGAGUUUCAUGGAUUACAUCCGACCACCAGUCGCCGUCAAGUAUUGAUUACGGUAAAUCGCCGGGAAAGUACGAUGUAUCGGUCAUCGGAGAGAAUACCAAGUAUUCUUACUUCUUCUAUAACUCCGGCAAGAUCCAUGAAGCUGUAAUUGGACCUUUGGAUCCGGGUACAACUUAUUACUACCGGUGUAGUGGAUCCGGACCCGAAUUCAUCUUCAAAACUCCUCCUUCCAACUACCCCAUUGAAUUCGCAAUUAUAGGCGACUUGGGGCAAACAGAAUGGACGGCAUCAACCCUAGCACACAUUCGUGCCAACGAUUACGACGUUUUGCUUCUUCCGGGUGACCUUUCCUAUGCUGAUACACAUCAACCACUUUGGGACUCAUUCGGACGCUUUGUUGAGUCGGAAGCUAGUAAGCGACCGUGGAUGGUGACCGAAGGCAACCAUGAGAUUGAGAAGAUCCCAAUUCUUCAAUCCCAUGGCUUUAUUGCAUACAACUCUCGAUGGCCAAUGGCAUAUAAGGAAAGUGGCUCUACCUCGAAUCUAUACUACUCAUUUGACGUGGCGCCAGGGAUCCACAUCCUCAUGUUAGGAUCUUACACAGACUUCGAUGCUGACUCAGCUCAAUACAAGUGGUUGGUGGCUGACUUGGCGAAAGUGGAUAGGACAAUAACGCCUUGGCUCUUUGCAUUGGUCCAUGCACCAUGGUACAACUCAAACGAGGCUCACAAGGGUGAGGGGGAGAGCAUGAGGAAGGCCAUGGAGGAAUUGUUGUACAAUGCCAAAGUCGACAUUGUGUUCGCUGGCCACGUUCAUGCAUACGAGCGAUUCACAAGGGUAUUCGACAACAAUGAAGAUCAGAACGGACCUAUUUAUAUAACAAUCGGCGAUGGAGGGAAUAGAGAAGGGCUCGCUCUUUCGUUCGAGAAACCAAGCCCAACGAUUUCGCUCUAUAGAGAGCCAAGCUUUGGUCAUGGCCGGUUGAGGAUUUUCAACAGUACCCAUGCACACUGGUCAUGGCACAGGAACAACGACACUAACGCUGUUGUGGGCGAUGAGGUCUGGUUCAAAAGCCUAGCCACUUCGAUUUCUAGUAAUGAAGUUCUUAAACUGUCCAAUGAUGAGUUUUAACCGCGAUCACUUAAUUUGACAAUGUUUCUACAAAUAUAGUGAAAUAUUGAAGAAACCAAUGCAAAUCCCUAAAAGAAACUUGUGGUUUGACAAAAGGAAAAUCUUCAUUAAUUGUACACCUCUAGCUAAUUGAAAAUCAGCUCAAGAUUCAACAUAGAUUUUAACUAAGGAAGAUGUGACUUGAUAAUGGGUGAUUAUUUAUUGGAUUUGGUUUUUUCACUUUUUUGAAUAAAUUUAAAUCCGAUUGUACUA